GACUAGUAGGCUUCAAAGGGAGGAUGUGAAGUAGACCGUGGCGUCACUCGAUAUCAAGUUGAUUCUUUGUACUGCUCCAUCUGAGUAGACAGUUUUAUGAGAGAAGACUCCAGUAAGACUAGAACAGGAUGUGGGCCGUGCACAACCCCUCUGGCGGCGCGUCACCGGGGCGCGGCAUCUCCACAGGACGGACGUCUGAAGCGUGGCAUACCGCAAGCCGGACGACAGCUCCUUGUCUGGUACCUUGUCGCUUCUCACCAUCCGAUCAUGUCGCAAUCACUCCGACCAUACCUGCAAUGUGUGCGGUCGUCGUUGACGGCAGCCAUGUCGCUGUCCAACUUCGCAUCGCAAGCAUCCGAACGCCAUAACGUCCCCGAGAUUGAAGCCCAAACCUCGCCCGAAGUCCUGUUAAACCCAUUGACUGUAUCACGCAACGAGAACGAGCGCGUCUUCAUCGAACCCAGCGUCAACAGUAUCCGCGUGAGCAUCAGAAUCAAGCAGGCAGACGAGAUCGAACACAUCCUGGUCCACAAGUUCACCCGCUUCCUGACACAACGUGCCGAGUCAUUCUUCAUCCUGAGAAGGAAGCCCGUCAAGGGAUACGACAUCUCCUUCCUCAUCACAAACUUCCAUACCGAGGAGAUGCUCAAGCACAAGCUGGUUGACUUUAUCAUUCAAUUCAUGGAAGAAGUCGACAAGGAGAUCUCGGAGAUGAAGCUCUUCUUGAACGCCAGAGCAAGAUUCGUCGCCGAAUCGUUCUUGACUCCUUUCGAUUGAUUCAUAUGCACGACGCUUUGUGCUGCCCUAAGGCCUUUGUACCAGGUCUUGACGCCGCAUUACAUAGAAGAUUCCCAAAGAUACCAAUCCGACCAGAAACGAUUACGACCAAACUCUCCUCUUGGAUGGACGCUGAGCUCUUGACCCCCCAAAAGGACGAUCACCCCUGUCUCAUGCCCGAUCUGAGACUGCCACUU
This is a messenger RNA of Aureobasidium subglaciale EXF-2481, 974 nucleotides long. RefSeq lists its product as uncharacterized. Gene Ontology annotation, cellular component: actin cytoskeleton; Arp2/3 protein complex. The record is from RefSeq and is a predicted model, not a curated record. Gene Ontology annotation, biological process: actin filament polymerization; Arp2/3 complex-mediated actin nucleation. Gene Ontology annotation, molecular function: actin filament binding. Bases 97 to 777 code for a protein of 226 amino acids. Lineage: Eukaryota; Fungi; Ascomycota; Dothideomycetes; Dothideales; Saccotheciaceae. The transcript is spliced from 5 exons.